Messenger RNA from Raphanus sativus (radish), 742 nucleotides. Its product is annotated as abscisic acid receptor PYL5-like. The coding region runs from base 128 to 742 and encodes 204 amino acids. The transcript has a single exon. NCBI's taxonomy places the organism in Eukaryota, Viridiplantae, Streptophyta, Magnoliopsida, Brassicales, Brassicaceae. The record is from RefSeq and is a predicted model, not a curated record. Gene Ontology annotation, cellular component: nucleus; cytoplasm. Gene Ontology annotation, molecular function: signaling receptor activity; abscisic acid binding; protein phosphatase inhibitor activity. Gene Ontology annotation, biological process: abscisic acid-activated signaling pathway.
CAAAACCAACUUGACAACGUUUCUCAUCAACUGAUAACUUUUUUUUUGUAACACCAUUAGCUGAUAACUUGUCAUCAGAAAUAUAAGAGAACAUAGAGAAAUAAGAAGAGAGAGAGAGGGAUAAAAUAUGACAUCACCAGUGCAGCUCCAUGACGUCCCAGAGUUUUCCAACGGCUUCCACACGCUGCAGCCUCACGAUCAAACCGAUGAUGGCCUGAUCAGACGAGUCUGUCCCAUGCGCGGUAUGCACGUGCCGGAGCACGUGGCGAUGCACCACACACACGACGUUGGUCCGGGUCAGUGCUGCUCCUCGGUGGUGCAGAUGAUCCACGCCCCGCCAGAGUCCGUGUGGGCACUCCUGCGUCGUUUUGAUAACCCUAAAGCUUACAAGAACUUCGUAAGGCAGUGCCGUAUCGUCCAAGGAGACGGGCUCCACGCCGGCGAUGUUCGGGAGGUCGUGGUCGUGUCGGGACUCCCAGCGGUCUCGAGUACCGAGAGGCUCGAGAUCUUGGACGAUGAACUUCACGUGAUGAGCUUUAGCAUCGUGGGUGGGGAUCAUCGGCUCGAGAACUACCGAUCGGUGACGACUCUCCAUGCGUCGGAAGAUGAAGGAACCGUUGUGGUGGAGUCAUAUAUCGUCGAUGUUCCACCGGGGAACACAGAGGAAGAAACUCUUAGCUUCAUUGAUACUAUCGUCCGGUGCAACCUUCGGAGUCUAGCUAGAAGGACCAACCUGCAAUAA